AUGGCGACGAUGAUAACCAAGAAGAGAAGGAAUAAGGGUCAUGACACAAAGGGCCAUGGCCACAUGCAGCCUAUUUGCUGCAGCAACUGCACUCAUUGCAUGCCCAAGGACAAGGCCAUUAAGAAGUUCAUUAUUCCGAGGACCACAGUAGAGGCCACUGCCAUCAGGGACAUUUCCCAAGGUAGUGUCUUCAAUGCCUAUGUGCUUCCCAAGCCGUGUAUGAGACUACAUUUACGCAAGGUAGUCCGGAAUCACUCUCGUGAAGCCCCGAAGGACCGAACACCCCCACCCCAAUCUAGACCCGUGGGUGCUGCCCCACGACCUCGACGAAAACCCAUGUCAGGAGCUAAGACCUUGAGGACCGAAAAAAAACUGUUCUCUGGAAAAAGAUAA
Messenger RNA from Lynx canadensis (Canada lynx), 393 nucleotides. RefSeq names its product 40S ribosomal protein S26-like. Gene Ontology annotation, cellular component: ribosome; cytosolic small ribosomal subunit. Lineage: Eukaryota; Metazoa; Chordata; Mammalia; Carnivora; Felidae. Gene Ontology annotation, molecular function: structural constituent of ribosome; mRNA binding. The record is from RefSeq and is a predicted model, not a curated record. Gene Ontology annotation, biological process: translation.